GCGAGAAUUAUGGCGGAGUACAAGCGAAUGUGAACAAGUAAAGUGUGGGAAAGAUUCACCAAACUGAAAACGACAAAAUGCGGUUGUGUAAUGCAAGCAAGGCGGAACUUGCCUUUCACAUCAACACAACCUGCAUGCUGCAGUAUUUAAAAUGAAACAUCCCGGAGAAUGAGCAGAAGAGAGGCGAGUGUUCUCCAUCUAGACCUAACUAACUAACUUAGCGGUAAAUCUUUUUAUGAGAGAAUGCAAUAAUAACAAUAAUGAUAAUAACAACAAUAAUCAUAUAAUUACAGUUAUGUUAUUAUUUGUUUUGCAAAGUAAAAAGCUUUGAUCGAGUUUAAAAGUCAAGCCUGUUUUGAUUAUUAGAACACUAUUAGGUAUUACAUGAGCGGAAAAUCCUUAUAAGAGAGGUAAGUUAAGUGAUAGGAGUCUUAUAUCUUGACUUUAUUUUAAAAUAUUCUCUUCUGUUUUUUGCUCCUUUUCAUUAACUCUUUCACCGACAUGAUUGAUGAUUUAUCUCGUCAUUUAAAAAAAACGGUUCCCCGCCAAACGAGUUAUAACGGCAAUCAGUGGUUAUACUGUUGUACAGCAGGUGGCGCUGUUACACACCUUUCAGGAAAAUACAGAAUCCUAGAACCUUAGUUUAUUUCUUAUCGGUUUUUAAUGAUUGUUCGGAGUGUAAUCUGUGCGGAAUCUUCGACAAAAAAAAAACUAAUUGACUCAAAAUUAUCUUUUAAUCAAAGUGAUGCAUUUUUGAAGAAACCUACCCACAUCUAAGAGUGAUAAAAAAGAUCAAAUCAAGUUUGAAGAAUAUGGUUUCUUUUGUUUAAAAGCAGAGACUGUGUUCUUUCAUUGGACAUAUUGUUUAUCCAUAUAUUCUUUACAGAAAAUGUAGUGUGAGCCAUCAAAGUUUGGUUAAAAUGUAAAAAAACGCUUAGGCUGGCAACUUUUUUUUUAAGUCUGGCGGGGAAUGAGUUAAACUGAACUGUUGUCAUAGAAAUGCUGCUUAAUGCUUUUGUCAAGAGAUUUGUUUACAUUUAAUUUUUUUUUGCCUUUAAUGUACCUGAUUUAUUUAUUUUUAUUUGUAUUUAAAAGUUUCUAGAGAGAGAGUAUUUGUGUGAUUCGAGUUGGACAGAAUCAGCAAACUUAAAGAGAGUAACCAGUUGGUUCAAGUUCAUUAAAGCAAAUUUCAAAACCUGAAUUGAUUUUAUUCAUUACGUAAAUUAUCUAUAACUCAAUUUUUUAACUAGUUGCAAAAGCUGAAUAAUCAUUAAAAACGUACUGAUUAGUCAUUGAAAUAAUAGCCGAUUAGUCGAUUAAUCAAUCCAAUAAUCGUUAGAUUAGUCGACUAUCAAAAUAAUCGUUUGUUGCAGCCCUACUGUAUGUGUGAAUUAGUAAAUUAAUCUUUCAAAUAAUUUUAGUUGUAUUUCAGUAAAUGAGAUCUAUAAGAAAGUUAUUUAACUGACCUGUAUCUACACCAGCUGUAAGUUCAUUCUUUGGAAAAUACUUCAAAAGUGCCCCUAAGGUGCAAAACACACACACACACACACACACAAACGCACACAUUGUUCAAAUGAUUCUGUCCCCUUCCACGCCAACCCUCACAGAACACAUUAAGCAUAUUUAUUUAAAAAUAAAACUCCAUUUAGUAUGUUUACAGAGCGGAUAGUCCUUGUACAGAACCUUCACAAGAACACAAUGUUUUAUAUACAGUGUCACAAACACUUAUCCUUUUCUUGAUCCUUUCUUUUCUCAUCUUCUUCCUCUUCUCUGCACCAGACUGAUAGUGCCAGCUUUUCAUUUUUAAUCUUUGCAAAGAUAAAAACUAACGCACAUGAUGAUUGACACGGACACAACGUGCAAGUAAAUUACAUUUUCAAGCAGGGCAGGGGCCCCCUAGUGACCACGGAGGCCCCAUGCAACUGCCUAGAUCGUUUAUUAGGUAGCGCCGGCACUGGGUUCACCUAAUAAACUACAGAAGCUGUGAUAUAAAUGUGAAUUGAUUUCAUGGUUGUAUUGGUUUUAAUGGAAACUAUAGUGGUAUCUGUGAGUCUUGUGUUGUAAAAUGAAUAAUGUAUAACACAAAUGUACAUUUGGAGACAUUAACGGGUUUAAAAUGUUCUAAAGCAGAAGAAAACCACAAAGUAGUAGCCUAUAAAACAUUAUUACAUCCAUAACGUGACUUAAAUGCUAGAUUUUAAUAGUGGUCUUUGUUAGUGUAGUAGUGAAAUGUACCGACCCAUUUGCGUAAUGCUGAGAUGUUAGGCUCAUGGUAAUUAUUAGGAUUAUGGUAUUUUUAUAAUAACAGAUCGCCACAAAUCUGGUCAACCAAACCAAAAUGAUCAAAAACGUAAAAUAGUUCCCCAAACGGGAAUUUAUUUAAAAAGUCGGAAUUUUCCGUUACACUUAACAGUAAAUAUAGUUGACAUACGGUUUAAAUAAAUAAUUGAUUAAUGAAAAAUGUUUAAUUAUAAAAUGUAUUUUAUUAUCCAGUUAGAAUGCGGUACUACAUCUGCGCAUGCGUCGGAGGCUGUAUCUGACCAGUGAUGGGAUCCUUGGUCGAUUUUUAUUUAAAAUAAACAUCAUAUGUGUUAAAGAUUCGCAAUUAAACGCUCAUAAAAUAUUAUGUAGUUAAUACACAUCACUAAAUUACAUUUUACUUUAAUAAACAUGAGAAUUGCAGAGUCAAUGCAUUGGAGUACAACCGCUACCACAUUUCCCACAAACCAUUUGGUGUGGCGGAAAUGACGUAUGUUAUGCGGCUCCUGGUUUAAACUGAAACGGGCGCUUUAAACCUGUCUAAAACAUCAGACAAAUAUGACAGAUUAUUUAGUUGUCAGAUUGUUAUGUCGGAUUUACACGCGCCACGCAUGCGCUUCACAGGUUAUGCUGAUCUUUAAAGCGUUAUUUUAAUCGUUUAGAUAGUAAAAGACAGUUGAGCAUUUAGAGUCAGGAGAGGUAACGCCAUCACUGUGAGCUCACACCUGAGUGUGUGUGUGUGUGUGUGUGUGUGUGUGUGUGUGUGUGUGUGUGUGUGUCCGUGUGUUAUUAUCUGUGUGUGUGUGUGUCCGUGUGUUAUUGUGUGUGUGUCCGUGUGUUAUUAUCUGUGUGUGUGUGUGUGUCACAAUGAUGAACUGGCAUCACGAGCUGAGCUCCAUCCUGUCUGAAACUGAUGGAAGUGUCGCAAAGAUGCGGGAACGUCUUUCUGCACACGCAAGAUCUCCCAGAGCAACUGAAGAUGUGUAUCCAGUGAGAGAAGUCCCAGCAGAUCGUGAUUUGAAAGUGUCGUCUUCUGUCAGUCCUGCUGUUCAUUGGUCAGAUCUGAAAGAAGUCCAGAAUCACUUACAUCAGCAGAGUCAGGCUAUUGACACUUUGACACAAAGUGUUCGAUUACUGGAGAGAGAACGAAACGCACAGCAAACACUCAUACAAACCUUACAAGAUGAGCUGAGGAGACUUCAGGUUCGUUUAGAAGAGAGAGAGAGAGGUGGAGCGUACAGGAGCAGACAGAUGUCUGGAGCAGUGGAAGAGAGACGUGGAUCAAGAGUUGAGCAGUUUGAGAGAUCACAUCAACAGAGUCAACAUUACAGAAACCCAGGAGGGAAGUUUCAGCUCUAGACUCCGCAGAGAAGAACUGGAGCACAUCAGAAGAGAGACAGACAGCCUGAAAAACAAACUGAUGCGUUUGGAGGAAGAUGUGUUUCAGCUCCAGUCAGAGGCCAGAGAAACACGCAGACAGAAUGAGCACAGCUCUAAGACGUUGGAGAGACUCGGUGAUUGUCAGCGGACACACAGUUUUGAAGUCACUCGGACAGUUUCACAACACAAACACACACAGCAGCAAGUGUGUGAGCUCAGAGUCAAUGUGUCUAAACUGAAGGAGGAGGUCAGAGGUUUGAUCCUGAGAGAAACACCUGCACUACUGCCACACAAACAAGCGGUGGAGUCGAGUCCCCACGGACGCAUGUCUUCAGGAUCAGAGGACGAGUUCAGUCUCACAGUGAGUCUUGCAGAGAUCAGUUCAGAUGAGUCCUGGCUGGAGGAAGCAGACACACAAACUAAGAGUCGUGGACGUGGAGUUCACAUAAGCUCAGAUCUUUCAGGAAGUGACCUCAGUGGUGCUGGAAGUGAUCUGGAUGAUGGAGCUGAAGGUGUGGAUGGAGGUUCAAGCAGUCCACCGGAUCUCAGUCUCAGUGACCUUUGAGUGACCUCAGUGAAAUGAAUAAAGUGUCAGAGGAACAGAGAACACUCAA
Triplophysa dalaica is the source of this 4253-nucleotide messenger RNA. RefSeq lists its product as uncharacterized. NCBI's taxonomy places the organism in Eukaryota, Metazoa, Chordata, Actinopteri, Cypriniformes, Nemacheilidae. Bases 3680 to 4204 code for a protein of 174 amino acids. The transcript has 11 exons. The record is from RefSeq and is a predicted model, not a curated record.